Molecule: messenger RNA, 2981 nt
Organism: Rhineura floridana
Lineage: Eukaryota; Metazoa; Chordata; Lepidosauria; Squamata; Rhineuridae
Gene: PPIC
Product: peptidylprolyl isomerase C
Exons: 7
Coding region: 650-1201 (183 amino acids)
Biological process (GO): protein peptidyl-prolyl isomerization; protein folding
Cellular component (GO): intracellular membrane-bounded organelle
Molecular function (GO): peptidyl-prolyl cis-trans isomerase activity
Source: RefSeq, a predicted model, not a curated record
GUCCUGUGUCUCCUAGUGUGCCUCUGGGGGCACCUCCCAGGGGCCGCGGGCUUCAGGAAGAGAGGACCCACCGUGACCGCUAAGGCCUUUUAACAUCUGCAUGCGAAAAGUGUUGCUGUUGCAUAGGAGCCCUGCCCGAAAAAAAGCUGGCCACCACCACCACAUAUGUAUGUGUGCUUGUAACAAUACCAUCAUCAUAAUAUCAUAUUUAUAAAAGGACUUGCUUCUCGCCUCCCUUUCUGGAGAGCGAUCCUGAUUAAAAAUCACUGUGCUUGGGCUAGGCAUGGCUGACGACACGCUUCAUGUUGGAUAAAUUUGACACGCGUGAAAGGAUCUGCAUAUCAUCUGAGAACCAUAGGCUGGACGUGAGCCUACGACUGAUACAGUUCAGGAUGCGUGGAGCAAGGUUCUAUCCAUCUAGGCUGGUGCUGCUAAUUGUUAGAUGCAUGGCGUUUGCUUAGCCACACCACUUAAUAUUUUUACCAAAGAAAAAUUAUUGGGGAUGAACUGACAGUUUUAAGGAACAACUCAUUGAUUACAUUGUGGAUGUGCAGAUGUAUGCAGCAGAGACUCCUGUAAUCAUAAUGAGGAAGGUUAUUACUUCGCUGAUUUCCUCCAUAAAAGUACUCCAGAAAGCUGAGGAAGCAGCAUGGAAGGUGACCCAGAGGGGCUACAGGGGCAAGACAGAAUGGGGAAAAGGUGCCUCCCUCCCCUUUCCAAUUGUGAGAACCUCUACUGGAUCAAAGGCCCUUGCGGGCACCGACGAACAUCUUCCAAGAAUAAAAGGAAAGGCUUUGGCUAUAAAGGAAGCAAAUUUCAUCGUGUAAUCAAAGAUUUCAUGAUUCAAGGAGGUGACUUCACAGCUGGAGAUGGCACUGGGGGAAUGAGCAUCUAUGGAGAUAGGUUUCCUGAUGAAAACUUCAAACUGAAGCACUAUGGUAUUGGAUGGGUCAGUAUGGCUAAUUCUGGCGCAGAUACUAACGGCUCCCAGUUCUUCAUUACUGUGACAAGACCUGGCUGGUUAAAUGGAAAGCAUGUAGUAUUUGGGAAAGUCAUUGAUGGAAUGUCAGUGGUGCAUGCCAUAGAAUUUCAGCCAAUAGAUGAAUAUGACCGGCCUCUUCAAGACUGUGUUAUUGUUAACAGUGGAAAAAUAGAUGUAAAAGAACCAUUUGUGGUUGAAGUAGAUGACUGGACAAGUUGACAGCAACAGGAGCAAAGGAACUGCAGUGGCUUCUCCUCUGGGUAAACGUGAGAGUAUCUGAAAAUACUGGUGAAAGAGAAUGUGGAGCACAGAAGAUUACAGGUGGAAAAGAAAGAAAUGCUCCGUUUCAAGCAUGUGUCACAGUUCUCUUUUCUCAAUAUAAAGAAUACUUGACCUCUUCUUUCUAGUGCUUUUUAUGAAAGGGGGUUCCCCCCACUUAUUAGCAUUACCUGCCUAAAUGAUAAACGUGCAAUUCCUGUAACAUAACAGAUUAAAUUUGUUGACAUUCAAUACAUGCAAAAUGUGAACAUUUUACUGUUAGCAACAGGAUUAUAUUAUUGUUAAGAAUAAGUAUACCCACUGCUAUGUAUUUAUGCUUUAUACAGACAUUAAAUCUUUGCUAAGAAACGAUUCUUGUUUUCUGAAAAUAUGCCAUUUACCAUGUGUAAACAAAAAACAGUGCAGAUGGCUCUACGUUGCUCUCUUGGCUUCCCAACAUCAUGCACUGCCGUAGCUUACUAAGAAAAAGAGGAGGGGGAAAGGUGGGAGGAGCUCAUUGUUGUGCAGCACUGAUCUGACGCUCUGGUUGCUGUGUGCCACACCACGCUGAGCUCCUGUGCCUCACUGCGCCCCUGUUGGGAAGCUGGGAAAUGCAAUGCAGCCCCAUCUGUACUGUGCCACCAGCCCCUACUGAGUGUAAAAUAUUCCUAUCAUAGGUUUUCAAGAUGCAAAACUAUAUUCUUUGGCUGUAUUUGCAUAUAAUGCAAAGGCAUGAUUAUUAACUGCUUUGUGCAUGAGCUAGUAGCUGAAGAAGAGUGCUGGGCUUCUGUAGUGCCCCCUUAGUCUCCCACACUGCCAAGACCCCUGUCUUUUUUCACUUUCAAAGACUCCUGUCUUAGCAUGAGUUAUGAACCAGCUAUCAGGGUUUAAACUAAACUUUAGUUAGUUACACAAGCCAGGUGCAUAACCCAUGGUUUGACAUAUUGUUUAGAAACUUGUGUUAGAAACUUGUAUUAGUGAAUAAAAUUGUUGUACGCUGACAAUAAAUGUUUCAACACAAAAGGCCAUCUUGAUCAAGGUUCCAGCUUCUGCCGUUUUCCUCCCUGCUCUAGCCAACGCCUGUACUCCUUGUUCCUUCCAGCCCAGUUCUUAAAGAAGCCUUAUUCUCACAAAACUGAUCAGAGUUUGUUUUAAAGUACAAUCUGCAAUUCCUUUAUCAUUCUUAAGUCAGGUUUCUUUGGAAGUGAAACUAAAUGCUGUAGAAGUUUCUCAAAUACACAGGAUGAGUGUGUAUGAGAGCCUGAUGCUUUGUUUGACCUUGUUCUAAACUACAGUUUAGUAUUGUGUGAAUGAGCCCAUUCUCUGGGCACAAUACAGCCAUAAUUUUAGAUCAUGGAGUAAAUGCUGGGCCAUGCAAGCAGAUUCAUUAUCUAAAAAAUUAGUAGCUAUGUUUUCAAAGUCAAGCCUUCCUUGCUGACUUCAGUGGUAUUUAUUCACGUCACUAAUGAUUCAAGUGAAAAUAUAUUAAUGGAAAGACCAUUAUUUUCCAAAAUAGUUAGUUAUGCUGGAGGCAUCAGGGAAUUGCCCUAGAGCAGGGGUAUGGAAUCUUGCUCUUCAUAUGUCAUUGAACUACAACUCUUUUAAGCCCCAGCUACUAUGGCCAACGGUUAAGGAUACUGGGAAUUGUAGUCCAGCAACAUCUGCAGGGCCACAGGUUUCCUGCCUCUGAUCUAGAUGAAAAUCUGAAAUGUAGACUCUUUUCAAGCUAGCUCUGAACCCU